AUGGGUCUCCAUGUUUUAUCACCCAAUGUAGGUUCAUCAUGGUUCAGUUCGUCGUUUCUGAUGGUAAAUGAAGCUCUUGGAGGUGCAUUGUUUAAUUUUCCAGCUGCUUAUGAUCAAGCUGGAGGUGUGGUGGUUGCUAUAAGCAUACAAUCAAUAUUUCUUGUGUUCAUCGUGGCGGCCAUCAUGAUAUUGGCCUACUGUUCUGAUUUAAGUGAUGCGGCAACGUAUCAAGAUGUAGUUUUAUCAGUUUGUGGAAAGAAAACUCAGACAGGGGCGGCCAUUUGUCUUUUUUGUUAUUGUUUCGGGGCGUGUAUAACCUUUCUAAUUAUUAUUGGUGACCAAUGGGAGGAAUUUUUUUUGUUUGUUAGUGAAGAAACGUAUUGUCAUGGCAGACCAGUUUAUAUGGAUAGACGUUUUACCAUAGUCGUGACUUCCAUCUUAUUUAUUUUACCACUCUGUUUCCCGAAAAGAAUUGAUUUUUUAACGUAUGCCAGUUUUGUGGGCGUGGCUGGUAUUUUAUAUUUAAUGGUUAUAGUGGCUGUCAAAUAUUUUUUACAAGAUCCAAGUGAUAAACCGACUUAUGUUAAAACAAAACCAGAUAAUUGGAUGGAUAUAUUUCUAGUAAUUCCAGAGAUAUGUUUUGCUUAUCAGUGCCACGUGAGCAUUAUUCCCAUUUAUUCCUGUAUGGAAAAAAGAAAUUUAAAAGAGUUUUCUAAAACUGUGUCUGUAGCGAUGGUACUGUGUGUAUUAUUUUAUACCGUGACAGGUAUUCUAGGAUAUUUGCAGUUCGGACACAGAAUAACUAGUGAUAUUAUAUUAUCCUUUGAUCCUGAUACCACAGUGGUUAUAGCCGUAGUAUUAAUAGCAGUAAAAACAUAUACAACAUAUCCGAUAUUAUUAUUUUGUGGGAGAGCUGCUUUUGAUUCCGUGUGGAAUACCGCUUUAAGAUUAACACCAGAGGUUAUUGAACAACGAGAAAGAAAAAUGCGGAUUAGUGCAACGUUAGUAUGGUUUACGAUCACCGUGGCAUUGGCAAUAUUUAUACCAAAUAUAGGAGUAGUGAUUGAGUUUCUUGGAGCCUGUUCUGCUUUAUUAAUAUUCAUAUUUCCAGGUAUGUGUUUGAUGAAAUCGAUGUUGGAUAAACAGGAUAAAGGUCCAGAAUUCCAAACCAACUCGAAUCGUAUCAAAUUUUUGAUAUUUGUUGGGUGUGCGUUUAUAACAUUGGGAGCUUUCAUAUUUGGUUUGAUUGUGAGCCAAGCUAUACAGAAAGAUAUACAUGGAACCAAAUCUAUCCGUAAGAAGGGGGGGUAUUUAUGCAUGGCCAAACCUGGCCCAUAA
Molecule: messenger RNA, 1338 nt
Organism: Patella vulgata (common limpet)
Lineage: Eukaryota; Metazoa; Mollusca; Gastropoda; Patellidae
Product: sodium-coupled neutral amino acid transporter 7-like
Exons: 9
Coding region: 1-1338 (445 amino acids)
Biological process (GO): amino acid transmembrane transport
Molecular function (GO): amino acid transmembrane transporter activity
Source: RefSeq, a predicted model, not a curated record